Molecule: messenger RNA, 468 nt
Organism: Daldinia childiae
Lineage: Eukaryota; Fungi; Ascomycota; Sordariomycetes; Xylariales; Hypoxylaceae
Exons: 1
Coding region: 1-468 (155 amino acids)
Source: RefSeq, a predicted model, not a curated record
AUGCCUACUACAUCAUCCCUCCACGCUCAACUCGACGCCCUCUACACCACAUGGGCCAACCUCUCCCCGUCCUCAUCCCCAGCCGAAUUCGACAAAUUCGCCAACUUCUUCGACGACAACUGCCGCGCGUGGCUGCUAAGCAUGCGCGAGCUCACAACCCCUAGCAUCGGCCGCCAGGGCGUCGUCGACGGCAUCAAAGCCGCUCUCAAGGACCAGCGCAUCGAGGAGCGUCGCGUAGUCGAUCGGUUCGAAAGCGCGGACGGGACCAAGAUCUCGGUGGAGAUGAAUAAUCGUCUUGUGGUGCACGGCAAGGAGUUAGAUCCGUUCCCGGAGACGGCCACGGCCGUGUUUAAUGAGAAGGGCCUUAUUACCGACUUUAAGGUGUAUUGUUGUCGGAGCGCUGUUGUGCAGAUUAUACAAGAUGUUACUGGCGAGGGUCCUUAUAAGUGUCACCCGUUUGAUGGCUGA